Messenger RNA from Rana temporaria (common frog), 2587 nucleotides. It is a transcript of the gene PAG1, whose product is annotated as phosphoprotein membrane anchor with glycosphingolipid microdomains 1. The transcript is spliced from 10 exons. Gene Ontology annotation, biological process: negative regulation of T cell activation; intracellular signal transduction. Lineage: Eukaryota; Metazoa; Chordata; Amphibia; Anura; Ranidae. Gene Ontology annotation, cellular component: plasma membrane; membrane raft. The record is from RefSeq and is a predicted model, not a curated record. The coding region runs from base 569 to 1879 and encodes 436 amino acids.
UCCCCUCCUGGCAGGCUUGGUGGGCGGGGUGAGAAGUGUUGGCAGGCGGUGGACGGCUGGCAGUGUCGGUCGGAUCAGGUGCAGUGUUGGAUACAUGUGUUCGGUCCGGAGAGGGAGGACAGCCCGAUCCCCCAUCAUGUGACUGGGGAUGGAGAUCACUGACUGAUAUUCUCAAUUAGUGAUACAAGAAUAUACCAGAUCACCCGGAGAUGGUAUGGAGGUAUACACGGUGACUGCUGGAACACUUCAGGAUUGUGUACAAGCUUUGUGAAUGGACAGUGGGAUUUGCUAAAGACUGAACAAGCAUCCUCACAAGAUGUACCAAGUUGUCAGACAUCUGGGAACUGCAUCUGAAUGAGCUGCUGAUUGCCAGCACUGUGAGCUUUUGUCAGUUCCCAUGAGUCAAGUUCACCGGGGAAUACACAACAGAGAGCUGUCAACUCCUUCCCUGCCGGAGAUCCUUGACCAAAGCUGGCCCCGUACAUUGACAGCCGAGGACCACAGAGAAGAAGUGAAAUCCCGUUAUACAAAUGAGGCCACUUGUUGAGCACGUACCCAGUUGCUGAGAAUGCCUCCACUGGUCCAGGAAGCUGUGGCUGUCGUGAAUGGCGAUGUCAGCAGUGAAGACAGCCUACUCUUAGUAUGGGGCGGCCUGGCUCUACUAUCCAACUUUCUUUUCAUUACCCUCCUCUUCUUCCUCUGCUCUAGCUGUGACAGAGGUAAAAAAGCAAAGCUUCAGAAUGGAGACCAUGAAAACUUGAUGAAUGCACCUUCUGACAAAGAGACACACAGCCGUUCUGUGACCAGCCUGGGGACAGAAGCUCCGGUCAGCAGUUACCGAAAUGGCGCCAUCAGCACUGGUGACGUCUCGGAGGACAGCGCAGCGACCUGCGUCCCAACCUAUGAAGAUGUGCAGAGCUCUCUCCCUGACCUGUGUGACCCUCCGGACUUCACAGGGAAAUCUAUAAGAUGCCCUCAAACCAGAGAGCUGCCACAAAUCCCUCCUGACAACCGGGAAUCUGUCCUAUCAUCGGGAAGCCUCGAAAAUGAUGCCCCUCUCUAUACCGAGGGGCCAUACGAAGUGCUGAAAGACAGCUCUUCUCAUGACAAUAUUAUAGAAGACUGUCUCUAUGAAACUGUGAAAGAAUUAAAGGAUAUUAGUUCAUCGGCCAGUUUGGAAGAGUCUGAAAAUGUCACGUUGGGUGCAGCACAGGCCAGCCCAGUGAUCACAGAGCGCAGAACGGAGGCUGCAGUGGAAUACGCCUCGGUGGACCAUAAUAGAAAGAGCAGGCAUAGCAUCAAUACUCAGAGCGCAGCCAGCACUCCAACAUCUCAGGAUGAGGAUAUCCCCCCACCACUGCCUAAGAAACUCCUGGAUGAGAAUGAAAACGUACAAGGAAAAGAAGUGGAGGAAGAGAAACUGGACCAGGAGGGGGAUCUGGAGGGGGCCAGCCAGGAUGACAAGAGACAAAGUUGCGUAUCCUACAAAUCUCGAGCAGAAGACCCAUGCCUGACAGAAGAUGACAUUUCUGCCAUGUAUUCAAGAAUUUCCAAGACUGGACAAUCCCGAAGACAUCAAGAAGAUCUCUCCCAUUAUUCCUACAUCCAGGAUUUUGAGCUAUCUCCUACUACCUGCAAUGGGACAUUUGCUGCAGUUAGGGACGUUGACAAGAGCCCUAAUCUCAUUGGCGUGCCACCUCCAAUGGACAUCCUAAACGGUGGACUGGACCCAGAGUACGAAGCCAUCCCAUCAAUGUGUCGAGAAGAGGACAGGACUACUACCUUCUGUAAUGCUGGCCAGGGGGUCCCGCCUCAGGGGGAAAGUGACUAUGAAAGUAUUGGUGAUCUCCAACAAAACGGAGAGUACUCUAAACUUUAGAAGGUACGGUGACAAGAAUUUAUAUCGAACACAUAGCACAAUCCUUUCCUGGGUCUUUCACAUACCCAAAUUAGCAACGGAUUGAAGAGAAAGCACAUCUUUACCUAGACCAGGACUGUUUCCCUGCUGCAUGAAAGCCAUGAAAUUUGUUUCCAGAUACCUUAUAAUUUUAUUUUUUAUGUGCCAUUUAUUUUUUUAUAUGUAGCUGGUAUAUUGCCAAAAAGAAAAUGGAUCACCCUGAACUGGAUGAGCAUUUAGGUACUCAUGAAAUUUACCAAUGGUACGAUUUGAAGAAGAUUUGUUCACAUUAAUAUACAGAUAUAGGAUCCAUAAUCCUGUUCGGUUAUGAGGUUCUGCAGACCAUGGAUCUUCUCUAACCUGUCACGGCUGAAUUCCUUUUGAAAUUCUGGUUGCCUGGUUGUUCUGACCUUCAGAAGUUUAAAGAGUAACUCCACUUUUGAAAAAAACAUUCCCCUCUGGGUGGAAUUGCACGGGUUUUUACAAACUUUAUUGCAGCUUCCUACCUUUUGUUAUUUUGAAGGAAUAGCUGUUUGUCUGUGUUCAGUGAGUCUGUAUAGGAGUGACUUUAUAAUUAUCAAUCAGCUGCAGCACCUGCAGGAAAAUCGCAUGGAUCUGCAUCCCUUUAGACAUGCUUUACCAUUGGGAGUAUCUCACCAAAAAUAUGUUUUUUUGUUGCAGGGGAUGCCA